This is a messenger RNA of Cataglyphis hispanica, 525 nucleotides long. RefSeq lists its product as uncharacterized. Lineage: Eukaryota; Metazoa; Arthropoda; Insecta; Hymenoptera; Formicidae. The record is from RefSeq and is a predicted model, not a curated record. Bases 52 to 396 code for a protein of 114 amino acids. The transcript has 3 exons.
AGUAACUCAGAAUCGUGUAGGUUAACGUACUGAGUGUCAAGCACUAACAAAAUGCGAUUGUUGUGCUUAUCAUUAGCGCUUGCUAUAAUCUAUAGUAUGGCAAUCAUGCGCGGUCCUAGAGUAGAAGCGAGAGCAACCACUACUCCUGAUACUUCUUCUUCUUCUUCUUCUUCUUCUUCCGAGAGUUGGGAAGUACCUGCGAAACCAGCCACUCCUCAACAAACCGUCGAAGCAUUUGCUUUAGGCAUACCAACUAUUCUUGGCGGGCUGUAUUGGACAGAACUAGCCUUCCAGACGAUGUACAACAACUCGAUGCACAUAGCAGAUAAAAUCAAGUCUAAUCCAUGGCUGGCAGAAACAGUACAAGAAUACAUAAAUAAGUCACUAACUUGGUAAAUAUGGAAGAACUAUAUCGGAUACAUACAAUGAUAUGUAUAUUUCUAAACAAAACAAAACAUUAAAAUAUAUAUGUAAAUGAUUAUUUCGCUAUUAUAUAAUAGAAAAUAAAUAACAUGUUUAAAUUUA